UUGUGUGAUGGACAUAAAUUAUUUCCAGAAGCUUAUGCUUCAAACUCGACAGAUUGACAAAGGUAUUGAGAGCUUAGUCGAGAUAUGGAACCGGCCUCAUGUUUUCAUCGGACGAUUUGCAGAAUGUAGCGAAGAAACAAAUUUUCACAUUGAAGCUAUAUGGAACAAUAUAAAAAAUGCACAAGACGGAAUAGAACAAAUUUCAUUGAAAGUGGAUGAACGCAUAGAAGACGUGGCCAUAGAACAACUUCUUCAAGAAACCAGGAAAGAAUAUGAAUCAUUAAAGGAACAAUGUGAUAACAUAGAACUUGUCUUAGAAAAAUAUGGGUACCAUCAUAAUCAAGACAAUACCUUAGAUGAAACCAAUAUAAGCACUAGUAAGGAGUCCAAUCAGUGUACAUUGCAAGAAAUAACAGAAGUUACAGAAGUUGAAUUUACUUCAAAUCUGAGUUGGAAACAUGAAAUAAAGCAAAAAGAACAAUUGAUGACAGUACCUGAUGUCAGUAAUGAAUCUAUAUCAGUUACAACACCAGUAAUAAAGAAUUUAGCAUCGUUUUCAAACGAUACACCUAUGUCACACAAAGAUUAUAUAUGUCCAUCAGUUGUUUGUACACCAACGAGGGAACGUCCAAAGGAACCAACUUAUUCGAAACACUUUUAUAAUAUAUUGAAAAAGUAG
Molecule: messenger RNA, 679 nt
Organism: Dufourea novaeangliae
Lineage: Eukaryota; Metazoa; Arthropoda; Insecta; Hymenoptera; Halictidae
Exons: 3
Coding region: 8-679 (223 amino acids)
Source: RefSeq, a predicted model, not a curated record